AUGGAUUGGGGAAACUUAUCAAUUGAUUACACUGACGAUUCGAGUACUGAGUACAGCGACAGUUCUAGCACAAUAACUGAAUCGACCACCGUCACAUCAGAGCCGGUAUUGAGUGUUGAAGAGAAGGUGAUCGGGUUGUAUGUAUCUAUAGGUAAGUUUAACUUCAUUUGGUACCAUUAUUUGUUUAAGAAACUGAAAUAAUAGCUAAUUUAAAAAAAUUUUUGAAAUUUAAAAUUUUUUCAAUUUUGAAAUUUUUCAAAAUUUUGCGACAUUUCAGGUGUAAUAAUCCUGUUCUACGUCAUACUGAUAGUGAUUGCCGUGCUUUCGCUGAUUUAUCGUGUCAAGUACCUAAAUGAGACCGUGCACGACAUUUUUUGCGGUAAAAAGCCGCCCAAAGAAGUGAUAAUUGCGUCCACCAAAACUGCCCAUGCCUUGGAUGAAGUGGUCGCUACAACUCCUAGUUUUAGAUAUAAAGCAAGUUUUUGCAGCUUUGCAUGAUAACUGGUAUUCAAAAAUCAAUUUUUGACCUUUAAAGACCCAUUUCACAAUUUUUGAAAAUUUGAAUUUCAAAUUUCCCGCCAACUUUGGCAUUGUGUUUUAAUAGCUCAAAAUGUGCCUUUUUUUGUUUUUUACGACUUACUAAUGCCAUUUUUUAAACGAAUGUCAAAAAUUUCGCUUGGCCAAGCCUUUUGAAAUCUCAUUUGGCCAAGAUUUUUGAUUUCAAAUUCCAAAUAUCCCGCCAACUUUGGCAGAGCGUCCAAACACUUUCAACCACUCCAUUUUUCAGACAGCACAAGCAGGACAAGCCCCAGAAGAAGAAGUAAAGGAAUACACAGCCAAAGACUAA
This is a messenger RNA of Bursaphelenchus okinawaensis, 847 nucleotides long. The record is from the annotation of a GenBank genome assembly. Lineage: Eukaryota; Metazoa; Nematoda; Chromadorea; Rhabditida; Aphelenchoididae.